Messenger RNA from Acaulospora colombiana, 2655 nucleotides. The record is from the annotation of a GenBank genome assembly. NCBI's taxonomy places the organism in Eukaryota, Fungi, Glomeromycota, Glomeromycetes, Diversisporales, Acaulosporaceae.
AUGGCCGGUAGGGGUGAUGAAGUAGAGGAGAGCGUGAACUCGAUUGUCACGGAAGCGUGGGUUACGCUUGAUGCGAGACUCUUCAGCGAGGAUAUCAUCGUAUUGGCGCUCGAUAUAUCCAGCAAUCUCUCCGAAUCUGAAGUGAAACAUGAGCAAUGGUAUCAUGUAAAUCAGGUCCGUCACCUCAUCCGCGCGCAAUGGGGAGGCAAGCGAGUUGAUAUGUGCGGGUUUCCCAUAAGCCAGCUUGAAAAGCACCUCAAAGUACUUAUUCGUGGCCACCAGCGUUGUGUAGCGCUGUGUGAGGAGUUUAAACAGCCACACGGUGGAUUCGAGCGACGAGUAACGCGAGUCCUCACACCAGGAACUCUGAUCGACGAGGCGUUUCUAAACCCAUAUGAAAAUAACUACGUGUUAUCCGUGACCUGUCCGCCCAGUGCUACGAGCAAAGACACCCCUAUCGGUUUAGCCUGGAUGGACGUAUCUACCGGGGAAUUCUUUAGUCAACAAUCGAUACUUGGGAGUCUUCAUGACGAUAUAGUCCGCAUGGCUCCGAAAGAAAUCGUCCUCAGUGAGGAUCUUCGCGAAAACAAGGACCAUCCCGUAAGGAGGGAAGUAGGAGAAGAGCCGUCGAUUUAUGUGUCUUUCGCUACGCAACCCAAAGAAGAGCCUCAAUUGACCAUCGACCUACCAGAAAAAUCAAAUACGGACGAUGGGAUCUCCUUGAUGACACCAUGCGAAUACUCUCCAGAAGAAACCCUGGCAAUAUCCCAGUUAACCAAAUUUCUGGCCGAAAUUUUACUGGAAUAUAUGCCAGCAAUGCUCAAACCUUUACAGCUGGCUACGGAAGAACGUAUGCAAAUUGAUGCUCAUACAAUCAAGUCUUUGGAAAUCAAGACGGGCAUACGCGAAGGUGGAACAACAGGGACUCUCCUAAGCUCUAUCAAUCGGACAAUAACUACUAGUGGCUCCCGAUUGCUGAGCCGUUGGAUAUGCUCCCCUAGUACAUCAGUUGCAGAAAUUACUGCUCGACAAGAUAUAGUGGCAUUUUUCGUAGCUCGGCCCCACCUACGGAGCGACCUGAUCAGCUUACUACGCAAGAUCGAAGAUACGGCAAGGAUUGUUCAGAAAUUUCUGGCGGGUAAAGGAGCGGCUAGUCAUCUUCGUGAUAUAGCAACUGCAAUCUCUUCCUGGGAAGCAUUACGAGAGCGAUUUGUAUUAGAAAGGAAGAUGGAGGCUCAAGAAAGAGGCCCACUUGUUGGUUGGCAACGCCUAGAUACAUUACUGUCCAACAUGAAUUCUCUUCAAGAAUUGAAGGAGAUGAUUUUGACAGCCGUCGAUGUAACCGAAGAGAUGGAGGAGGCCCUAGACGCUGAAGAUGAAAUGUUGGACCCGAUGGUCGUCACUGCCACUCCUAAAUCUCCAUUGACGGCCCUACGCGAGCUUCAUGAUCGUCUAGAAGUAUUGAAGAAAGAGAAGGAUGAACUAGAGAUGACAUACCAAGCAAAAUUCUUUGCUAAUAGCCUAUCACUGAAAGCGUCACCACAUCUUGGUUACCACGUUCACGUAAAGAAACGAGACGCCUCCAAGAUCAGUACGGAUCCUAAUUUCAUAUUAUUAUCGGAGAGUGGUAGUACGAAGACAUUUUUCAAUGAUGGAUGGUUCAAACUCGGGACAUCUUUGGCCGAAAUUUCCGAUAAUAUCUUGUUGAUGGAACGUACAGCAUUCCUCGAAUUGCGAGAGGCUCUAAGCCUAGAACAGGUUACUGCUCAAUCUACCACUUUGCGCAGAAAUGCCAGGAUCAUCGACGAAUUGGACGUGACUCUCGCAUUUGCGGAAACGGCCGUUGAAAUGAACCUUGUCCGUCCGACCGUCACGGAAGGCCCAAGAAACGACUAUUCUGUACUUAAUGGUCGACAUUCGACUGUGGAGCUGGGUCUCUUAGGGGCUGGUAGGCUCUUUGUGCCUAACAGCGUUGACCUGAAUCCUUCGGCCCAAAUUCAUGUCAUAACAGGGCCAAAUAUGGCAGCCCUUAUUGCAAUUUUGGCACAAACGGGUUCAUUCGUUCCUGCAGAUUCGGCUCGCAUCGGAAUUGUAGACAAACUUUUCUCUCGUGUCGGUGCUAAAGACGACCUCUUCAGAGAUCGAAGCACUUUUAUGGUGGAAAUGCUGGAAACCGCCGAAAUUCUCAAUCGAGCCACUUCCAAAAGUCUCGUGAUUAUGGACGAAGUUGGGAGAGGAACAUCGAUGAAUACUGCCCUGGCCAUUGCAUUCGCUACCAUUCAUCACCUCUAUACCCAUAAUCUCUGUCGUGCCCUAUUUGCUACUCACUUUCAUGAAAUUGCAGACAUGCUCAACUAUGACGAAAAGACUCACAAAGGGGGUGACUUAUUUCAGAAUGUUGCCUUCUUCUGCACAGAUGUCGAUGAGCUCGAGAACGGGGCUUUUGCGUAUUCUCACAAAUUGAAACCGGGUGUCAACCGAGAUAGCCAUGGCCUUAAAGUCGCCAAGUUAGCGGGAAUGCCUUCAUCUGCAUUAGAUUUGGCCUCUGUUGCUCUUAAGCACUUGCAAGGGCAUCAUAGUUCCUUAAUUGGGCAGCGAGUGGACGACUUGCGUAUACUUGGCUCUACAUUGGCUCGCAAGGAUGCCACUUCUUGA